This is a messenger RNA of Cyclospora cayetanensis, 2781 nucleotides long. RefSeq lists its product as uncharacterized. The record is from RefSeq and is a predicted model, not a curated record. The transcript is spliced from 7 exons. Lineage: Eukaryota; Apicomplexa; Conoidasida; Eucoccidiorida; Eimeriidae. Bases 1 to 2781 code for a protein of 926 amino acids.
AUGGUGCCACCCGGCGCCCUCCAAUUUUUCUCGGGUGCACAGAGACUGAAAUGCACAACACUUUCUGACGUCUGCUCUUCUGCUCCUUGCAAGCUCUCUCGCAACUUUUAUUACCCCGCCCCUAGCAGCGCUUCCCCUGCCUUCCGCCGAGGCUUGACUGACGGUGCGCAUGCUAGCAGUACGUGGCUGCUGAACUGUCACGGAGCUAGUGGAUGCAGCCCACUCUACUGGCAGUCUAUCUCCUCGUGCAGCGAGGUCAGAACGAAGCAGAAGGAACCACAGAAGCGCCAAAAAGGCAACGCUGGGCGCUCCACAGGGGCUGAACUGAUCUAUAAAGCGAAGUGGGACGUAUAUAAACGUCAUGGGACUGAGACGGCAGAACCGUGGGGCUGCUCCUCCCAUGCAGGAAAUCCGGAGGAAGGUGCCCUGGAGUUGGCUCAGGGUGAAUGCCACCUCAGGAGGGGCAUUGUCGGCAACACGGUUGAAAGGCAACGCCCUAGCCGCUUGGAGGGGAGGGCCCUACUGCGUCGAUUAUGGGAGCAGCAAGGGCAACUCUCUCCUACUGAGGCGGCAAACGCUGCCUACUUUUUAGCCCUUCGAAAGAACCCUCCAGAAGGCCUGUUGCAGCAGCUGACGGCGUGUGUACUGCACAAGCAGCCAGAACGGCACCUCUCGACUCUUGGGAUGCACAGGCAGGUCAUAUGUCCACUGUUGUUGCGCGUUUUCUCUUUGUGCCCCGGAGUAGCCGAAAGGUCCACGUUGGUUCCUUUAAGCUCUGUCGUUGAGCGGCGCGUUGGUCUCUUGAGGCUAGGAGCGCUGCAGCUCCUGCUGACAGACUUUGCCGCCAUUUACACCCCCGAGUUCCUUCCCCUAUUCACGGCUGCUGCAGGGGCCCUCCGCCGCUGCCAGGACCCCUGUGGAAAGCGAAGUGCGCCAGGGCAGGAAGAAGCUGCAGAGUUGCAAAGGGGAUCUCGCGCUGGUGUGAUGCAAGAAUCAGCAAGCAACACAUGGCGGAGGGGCCCCUGGGGGGCCAACGGUCCCCAGAAGGGGGGCCCAAAGGAGGGCCUCACCGCGCUACAAGCGGCCUUUUUACUACAUGCUUUUGGGAGGACAGAUCUGAGGGAUUCAGCCCUAUUCUCAGAACUCCUCGAGACGGUCGACGCCGCCCUGAUGCACCUGCUUAAGGAGGAGUUCCCAGAGAGGCCUCAGACAGCAGAGCUUUUUACCUGUUUAGAGGCACCCGAACAGCUGAACGGAGAGGCCCUCGUGAUGUGCCUUAAGGGCCUCGCGAAUUUGCACCACAAACCCAGUAAAGAGCAACUCAGACGGAUGGUAGAUGUAUUAGGACCCUACCUCCUUAAUGAGGAGCCCUCUGUCCUAGGACAUGCCUCAGCCCCCCGGAAGCUUCCCUUGUUAUUUGGAGCUCUCUCUGCGUUAUCGCGUUUGGAUGCGGGGCCAUUGGUGCUCCGGCGGCUGCUGCAGGCAGCUUGCUGCUUCCCCUUAGCGCAAAUGGGGCCUUAUGAGCCUUGCGACCUUCUUACUGCCGCCGUCGCCUUGCAACCGAUCGUUAAACUGGCACCUGAGUGCGCCACUGCUGCCGUCGCGCGUAUCGAGACAGUCGUGCGGCAAGGCACCUCUCCAGAAGGCCCAGCAGCGGCGGCUGCUGUUGUUGCAGCUUCUUUCGGAACCUCCGCAUGCCCUGCAAGGUCCUCGACCGCUGCUAUGGCGGCAGGAUCUGAAAUGAGCGAGCUUGCAGUAGCCCGUGCGGAGGAUGCCGCUCUGGAUGUAUGGGCAUCUCCUGGAGAUCCAUGGGCGUCUUUACGCGAUUCGUGUCUGCCUCCUUCCUCUCCGUUUCUCUCUGCCGCCUACUGUUAUGUCUCAGCAGUCGGCGUUGGACUGGCUGCGCUGCGUCCUGCCCUCUUCCAGCUGCACCCGGCGUUUCGUAUCUCUGUCAUCUCGUUGUUGUCCUCCCUAGACGCCAUACUACACCCCGACGCUCGCCCCCCCCGUAGGAUUCCCAUGGAGAUAGACGGGACGGGGCCGCUGUGGCAGCAGCAGAACGCGGCUGACGAACGCGAUGUCGACCUGAGGGCAGGGGAGACUUCGAGGAAGACGGGAACGAAAGGGAAAGAGGCGGAGCUACAAGAAGACGCAGAAUCAGAAGCAGGAUCAACGAUGGUCCGUCUUGACUCUCCUGCUGCCACAGAUUCUUGCAUGAGAAAAACGUGGUCCUCUGCAGCAGACGCCAGCCGGUCUCCGGCUGCAGGGAUAAGCUGGCCCCCAGAGCCGCUGCACCCUCUGCUGCGGGGGAUGCUACAAUCUAUUUUCUAUAGGCUGCCCUGUGUCUCUCUGCGGCUGCUGGUGGAGUUGCUGGAGUCGCUGAGAGCGUGCGACUUCAAUCGGAGGGAACAACGUGAAAAACUUUUGCCUCAUGGGAAGACCCAACGGUGGCACAGGCCUCUAAUGGCCGUAGUGGCGCGCGAGGGCACCAGAAAGAUUCACCAGUCAACACCCGACUCGCUUAUUCGAUUCCUGGUGCUCUUCUAUGGGGAGCUGGACGGAUACAGCACCUCUCUUGACCCGCUGGUCUAUGGGCUCCAACGGUUGGCGGCAGUGGCUUCGUAUGAAAGUCUACCCCACGCACAAGCCCUCCGACAGCUGCUGCUAGAGGCUCUGGUGAGCCCUUCACGUGUCUCUAUCCUCCAUGGGUGUCUAUUUGCCUCUACCUUCGCUGUCUCGGCCUUUCUGUGCCUCCCCCGCCCUCUCGCCCUGGCUUUCUAA